This is a messenger RNA of Purpureocillium takamizusanense, 2854 nucleotides long. RefSeq lists its product as uncharacterized. NCBI's taxonomy places the organism in Eukaryota, Fungi, Ascomycota, Sordariomycetes, Hypocreales, Ophiocordycipitaceae. Gene Ontology annotation, biological process: phosphate ion transport; transmembrane transport. Gene Ontology annotation, molecular function: phosphate transmembrane transporter activity. The record is from RefSeq and is a predicted model, not a curated record. Gene Ontology annotation, cellular component: membrane. Bases 683 to 2854 code for a protein of 723 amino acids. The transcript has 6 exons.
CCAUCCCAUCCAUAUUUGUCCAUGCACUGGCAAAGGCAGAGGCAGAGGCAGAGGGGAGGCAGAGAGGCAGAGGUAGAGGCCGCACUGGUCCCUCCCUCCCUCGCCCACCAGCCCAUUGACAGACUGACUGACUGACUGCCUGGGCCGCUUUCUCCUCUGCUCAACGUGAAACACCACGCAACACUUCACUCGCAUUCCAUCCUGCCCUCCGCACGCAUACCGCGACGACCUCGUUCGACCAGAGUCGACUGACCAUCAGUCCGUUCUUCCUGCCUCAAACCGGCCCCGAAUUGAGCCCCGACAUCCGCCACUCUCUCCCCGGCUUGCCGGUCCCUCGGCGCAUUGACGACGACAAGGAGACUGGCGCCAUAACGCAAUCGGCCCUCAACCUCGACAUUCGAUCGUCGCACGCACGCUCGCACGCACGCACCUGCGCCCUCCGCAAUUCCAGCCCUAUCGCCGGGACUGCUUCGACCAACGCCCUGUCCGACCCCAUGGGCAAGACCAGCCGCCGUCGCUGCCUCAGAGUCUCCAUGUCGCCUUAGACCCAAGCACGAAUUCACUCAUCUGUCACUGUCUCACCCGCGCCGAGCGACCCCGACCCGCGUCUCGCUUCUCAUGUUGCCGACAAAAGGCACGGAUAACCUCUGUUGGUGACGAUCACAACGCCGCCGCCUGCGUGAUGGCGCGCUCUGUCGACGACGAUAUGCUGCCCCCGCCCAUGGCGACGACGAUUCGCGAGCGAACCCUGGGCGGGAACCGCGCCUUUCACAAUUUCUACAAUGACUACUCUCACAUACCCGACCCCAACCUGCGGAGACGACUUGCCUUGUCCGAGAUUGACAAGGUGCCGUUUGGAUUGUACCAUGUCCGCGCAGUACUGGUUGCCGGCGUUGGUUUUCUUCUUGAUUCUUACGACAUCUUUGCCAUCAACCUCAUCACGACAUUCUUAGGUAUGGUCUUUUGGGGCGGCGACGAUAAUGGCAACGGGUACGGAGGAAACGGUGGGGUCUUGCCCGACACGAUCAACCAAGCCCUCAAGGCCUCCACAAGUGCCGGCAUUGUUAUCGGCAUGAUUGUGUUUGGAUGGUUGGCAGACGCUCUCGGCCGCCGCCGAAUGUACGGCAUAGAACUCGCCAUCAUCAUCUUCUGCACCUUUUGCUGCGCUCUCGUCUCUGCAAGCCCGUCCGUGAGCGCUUCGGCGCUCUUGAUCUUCUGGCGUGUGGUCAUGGGGGUCGGAAUCGGCGGCGACUAUCCGUUAUCAUCGGUGAUUACUUCGGAAUUUGCUCCGACACGGUGGCGUGGUGCCAUGAUUGCUGCCGUCUUCUCCAUGCAGGGGUUUGGGCUUCUCAUGUCGUCUGUAGUUGCCCUCAUCACCACCGCCGCCUUCAAGGGUGCGUACAUCAACAUCAAGGACGAGACGCAGUGCGACACUGCCUGUCGAAUAGCUGCCGACCGGUCCUGGCGCAUUAUCGUCGGUGUGGGCGCCAUUCCUGCGUGCCUCGCGCUGUACUACCGCAUCACCAUUCCCGAGACGCCACGAUACACCUUUGAUGUCCAACACGACGUCGAAAAGGCCGAUGCCGACAUCCGAGCGUACGUCCAGAGCAAGGCCAGUGGCGACUACGAGGCCAACCGCAAUUCGGGAGCCAGGGUGGCCGAGACAAGCCUCGAUGUCCCACGAGCAUCAUGGGCUGAUGUCUUUGCCUAUUUCGGCGAGUGGAAGAACCUCAAGGUGCUCAUCGGAACCACACUGUCUUGGUUCUUUUUGGACCUGGCCUUUUACGGCCUCGGAUUAAACAGCAGCAUCGUUCUGCACGCUAUUGGAUACGCGACUGGGAACAAUCUGUACGACAAGCUGUACAACCAGGCCGUCGGCAUGAUCAUUCUAUCCUGUGCUGGCUCUAUCCCUGGGUACUGGACGGCAGUAUUUACCAUCGACACUGUGGGCCGCAAGCCACUUCAGAUAUUCGGCUUCCUGUUCCUGACAAUCAUCUUCUGCAUCCUAGGGUUCAGACUCAAGCACUUGAGCGAGGGUGCUAUGCUUGCGUUGUAUAUUCUUGGGCAGUUCCUGUUCAACGCAGGUCCUAACACGACGACCUUUGUUGUUCCGGGCGAGUGUUUCCCGACACGUUACCGAUCGACCGGCCAUGGACUGUCAGCGGCCAUGGGAAAAAUCGGGGCCAUCGUCGCCCAGGUCAUCAGCAUUCCGUUGCUGAAGCAAGGACCGGGAAGUGAGGGCUGCGUUGGUAACGCCUGCUCGCCUAAUCUCGAUGGCCUCCUCAAGCUCUUUGCCCUGUUCAUGCUGCUAGGCACUCUGGUUUCCUUGCUUAUCCCCGAAACCAAGGGAGUGACGUUGGAGGAGCUGUCGGGGGAAUCCAGAACCAGCUACAAUGCUGGGUGCAACGGAAGCAUCAGCCUUGGGUCGCCCAAGCUGCGGGCCUGGAAUCCGUUCCACGGCGGCCAGCCGGCCGGCUUCAUCUACCCCCGGACCCACGCAGGUGCUUUUGCCAAGUCGAAGCGAUCGCCACGGUCAGGGGCGGUGGCAUCGCCGGAGCUCACCGAGGAGAACGCCCGGCAACAAAAGACUCGCUUCUGGCGACGGCAUCGGAAAUCUCGCGGUGCCAGCGACGGAUCGACCGAACUUGCUCUGCGCGACCGAAGUGGAGCAAGUGGCCAAGCGGACGGUACAUCAGCAGACGGAGCCGGGAGCACGGCGAGCCAGACGAUGCUGCACCAACAGCAACUGCCGACCUGGGGCGCCGGCUGGGGGAGAAUUGACCGAGGCGGCCCACCACAGGUGCCUGGCAACAUGCAGCUGCAGGACGUGGGCAUGCUACUGCGGCCGAACUAG